Messenger RNA from Ilex paraguariensis (yerba mate), 3665 nucleotides. The record is from the annotation of a GenBank genome assembly. NCBI's taxonomy places the organism in Eukaryota, Viridiplantae, Streptophyta, Magnoliopsida, Aquifoliales, Aquifoliaceae.
CUCAGUCAAUGCCGCAAAAUUCUCAUGGCCAUCUCCAGCCGCAGCAGAAUGCUGUGUUGGCUCAUGGCAUGCAACCCCAGCAGUUUCAAAGUUAUGUAGGAAGACCUGUGAUGCCAAAUCAGGGAAUGCAGUCACAGGCCUUUCCACAGGACAGGCCCAUGCAGCUUAGUUCAAAUCAAGCUUUAGUGAAUCAGAAUUUUGCAAACAGGCCCAACAACCAACAGCAAUCGUCUGCAAUGCCCGAGAGGCAAGGUGAUCAUAUAUCCGAGAGAAGUGUAGCUAUGAGAAUUGGAACAUCAUCUCAGAAGACUGCCGAAAAGGAUGCAAAUGGUCCUGGAGCUGGUUUGGUUGAAGUAAAGGCUGUGAAACCUGAAGCAGACAUGAAUAGUGAACAGAAACCCAUAGUUGAAGGUGAAGGUAAAUCUAUGCAAGGCGAAACAUCUGCCAAAGAUGCAGACUCUGUUGUUCAUGCAGUGAAAGAUGGCUCAGGUGAGCUUGUAAACAAGCAAAUAGUGAAGGAAGAGGGCACUGAGAAUACAUUGGGGCCUUCAUGUGGGGGCAAAUUGGCUGAAAUUGUGUCUUUGGAGGGGAAAGACGGCCCGAAUGUUGCAUGUAAAGCAGAUGUCCCCUUGGUAGAUGGUCCUUCAUUGCGGCAAGCAGAAUCUCUCGAGGGACAGAAGGUGACAUUGUCGGAAAAUGCUGCAAAUGUGAGCUUGAAGGCCACUGCUGGUUCUGACAAGGGUACAGUAGCAGUUCCUGCUUCCAAAACUGAUGCUUCAGUUCAGAAUACUAUUUCCCAGGGCAAUUCACAGGCUACUCAUAUCGCUAGAGAUCCUAUGCAACAUGGUUAUCAGGAAAGAAAUUUGAGCCAACCCCAGGUUACUCCUCAAGGUUCUGGUAUUGAAGAAUUUGGUGGCUUACAGGGGAAGGGAUUUGUGCACACUUCUCAUCAGUUACCUCCAAUGCCUCAUGGGCCUUCCACUCCUCAUCAGAGACCUGCGGUCCCUUCGAUGUUACCGAUGGCGCCUCCAGGACCCCCACUUCAUGCACAAUUGCCAGGGCAACCACCCGUGCCAUUGAGGCCUCAGGCACCUGGACUUUUGCCUCAGCCUGGACAGUCAUUAAACCCACAGGAGCAUUUCCAGCCACCGGUGCUGAAUCAGUCUCAAGGUCCUUUUCAUUCAGACAUUGCCGUCGGGAGGGGCCCUGGACCUGAUCAUUUUGGUCACUCAUAUAGAACUUAUGAUAUGCAUUCUAGCACUCCUCAAGGGCCAGUACUUAGUGCUGUACAUCCCGGUCCUAUUGCUCCUCAAGUUGGUCUGAUGGGAAGAGCACCACCACAUGGUCCUGAAGGUCAGUUUGGUCUGCAGCGUCCUACCAAUCCAGUGGAUACUAAAAUGCUCCCAAAUCAGAGACCACAUCUCUUCGAUGGCAGACAAUUGGACUCGCAUCCUCCAGGGUCUUUGGAGAGGGGCCCAUUUGGGCAGCUUCCUGGUAAUGAAUCAAAUAUGAGGAGAAUUAAUGGGGCGCCAGGCCUUGAAUCUUUGCGGGAUGAAAGGUUCAACUCCGUGACUGAUGAACGUUUAAAUGCUUUUGCAAUGGAGCCCACUCGACGCUUUGACCAAGGUGAGUUCGAAGAUCUCAGAAAAUUCCCUAGACCUCCUCAUUUGGAGACUGAGCAUGCUCCCAAAUUUGGUAGUGUUUUUUCCUCAUCAAGGCCAAUUAACUCGGGUGCUCAUGCAUUUGGUGUGGAUGCAGUAUCAAGGCCUCUUGACAUGGCACCCCGUGGGUACAAUUAUGAUGCUGGAGAACGAGCAAUGGGAGUUGGUCUUCAUGAUGAUAACCGUGGUUGGAUGGAUUCCACUCAUUCUCAUCCAGAUUUUCUUGGACCAGUUUCUGGAUUUGGUCGGCAUCAAAUGGAGCGGUUGACUCCAAGAAGUCCAGGUAGAGAAUACCCUGGUAUUCCAUCUCGUGGAUUUGGAGGCCGCCCACAUGGCCAAUCAGGUCUUGAUGAUAUUGAUAGCAGGGAACCUCGUUCAUUUGGUGAGGGAUCCAGAUCUUUUAACCCACCUUCAGAUCCAGUCGGCAAUUCGUUUCAUGAAACUAGGUUUCCCACUUUGCCUGGCCGCAUGCGGAAAGGCGAGCUUGAUGGUUCGGGGAAUUUGCGAAUGGAUGAGCAUUUGGCAUUUGGUCCUCAGAACAAUUGGAGGGGUGGAGACUUAAUGGGGCAGGAGAUUCCGCCUAGCCACUUGCGGAGGGGUGAGCUUUUGGGCCCUCGGAAUUUGCAGAGUCAUUCGCAUUUGGGAGAGCCAACUGGCUUUGGGGCUUUUUCUGGUCAUUCACGCAUGGGGGAAUUGGCUGGGCCUGGGAACUUCUCCCAUCAUCCACCUUUCAGUGAGUCAUUCGGAGGCAACCAGUCAAGUCAUCCACGUCUUGGUGAGCCUGGGUUUAGGAGCAGCUACUCCCUCCAGGGAUUUCCGAAUGAGGGUGGACUAUAUGCAGGUGACAUGGAUCCCUUUGAUAAAUCAAGAAAGAGGAAGCCAUGGAGCACAGGAUGGUGUCGUAUCUGUAAAAUUGAUUGUGAAACAGUUGAAGGUCUGGACCUGCAUUCACAGACAAGGGAACACCAGAAGAUGACAAUGGAUAUGGUUAUAAGCAUCAAGCAGCAGAAUUCAAAGAAACAGAAGACUUCUAACAAGCAUUCUGCACUAGAAGAGGCAAGCAAGCCAAGAAAUGCUGGUUUUGAGGGUCGUGGCAAUAAACCUUAAGCUGUGUCGAUAAUUGGGACUCGAGGUGUCAUAGUUGGCUUGGGAUUAUAGUUGUCUCAAGUAUUUUUACGUUUAGUCAAAUAGGUUGCUGCCUUGUUAUUGGAGAGGGUUUUGUGGAACUGAAGUUUCAGUGCAGUUAAGUUUGUUAUGCUUAUGAUUUUGACAUUUUAAUUUUCUAUUCGGAUAGUUUUAUGUCAAAUUAGCAACAUUAUCGGAGGUGUUACUGCACUUUUCAGUUAAUGGAUCGAUUUGUAGUUCUUUGUAUGGAAAAUGUGUUCUUGCCCAUAGAUGAGGAUGUUUUGAUUGUUUUAACAGUUGAAUUGUGUAACAUUCACAUGAGUUGAAUUACCUGUGUCAUAUGGGAUUUAGGCAGAUUGUAACUGCGCUUCUAUCCAUUAGAAAUCUUAGAGAGGAUAUCCUUUGGUAUAAGUAAGGGGGAAAGCUACAUUCCUUAAAAAGUUGCCAUGCAUAUAAAAGUUUAGAUAACUUUAUGUCUAGCCUCGCACUGGUAGUUUUCUUCUGGUAUGGAAACUGUCCAAAGUUGUUUGUUGCUUUUCUCAUCGUGUUCUGAUUUCAGCUCGCUAUUUGAGGAACAGGUUAAUUGCCCAUUUGAAGCUGGAAAUCUUACGUGCCAAUUAGGAUUGCAAGAUGAAUUAUUAACAAGACUCUUAGAUUGUAGUUGAUUAUUCACCCCAAACUUCACUCACCUCUCCCCUUAGUUCUGUCUGCCCCUCCAGCAUGUGAUACCAAAUUGGCCAUGAGCUACAUUUGCACUAGAAAUAUUGGAGAUGAAGAAAAUUAGAAUGGGAAUGAUUGGACCUAAGAAGCACAUACACGGGACAUGGAUACGACACGGACACGUUGACACGAAAUUUUUCAAAAAAGUAGGACACGGGC